This is a messenger RNA of Patella vulgata (common limpet), 306 nucleotides long. RefSeq names its product tripartite motif-containing protein 59-like. The transcript is spliced from 2 exons. The record is from RefSeq and is a predicted model, not a curated record. Bases 1 to 306 code for a protein of 101 amino acids. Gene Ontology annotation, molecular function: zinc ion binding; ubiquitin-protein transferase activity. Gene Ontology annotation, cellular component: chromatin; nucleoplasm. Lineage: Eukaryota; Metazoa; Mollusca; Gastropoda; Patellidae. Gene Ontology annotation, biological process: positive regulation of DNA-templated transcription.
AUGGCUUCGAAAAAUACCUGUUCUCUUUGUUUAAAUAACUUUACUAAACCCAAGUUACUGCCAUGUCACCACACUUUCUGUCAACAAUGUAUAGAUGAUCUUAUUAAGGCUUAUGCUCAUUUUAACAAGUUUAACUGUCCAACCUGUCGGCAACAAACAGAUAUACCAUCAGGUGGUGCCAGUCAGUUUGUCACCAACUUUUAUCUAGAAGACGACGAUGAUGAUAAACAGUAUUGUACAAAACACAAGAAGAAAGAAAUACAAGUUUACUGUCGAGAUUGUCGCAAACCAUGUUGUGCUGCAUGA